Molecule: messenger RNA, 411 nt
Organism: Nylanderia fulva
Lineage: Eukaryota; Metazoa; Arthropoda; Insecta; Hymenoptera; Formicidae
Source: RefSeq, a predicted model, not a curated record
AUGUCGGACAAAAUAAGCCGAUCCGGCAGCGCUGCUACCACACUCGUAUCUCCGAAGGUACAGGAAGCAAUUCACGCCGAGGUAAACGACGUGUCGAAAAAGGACGCCUACCCGCUGCCGAAUAUGAACGGCAUACUGGACAACUGCUGCGUUCGGCGCGUUCAUCUCGACGAUCGACCUGAGCCAAGCUUAGCUUACUUUCAAGUGCCCCUCGCGAAUGAAGCCGCGAGAUUACCGCCUUUAGCGUUCCGGGGAAAGGCCUAUGAUAUUGUGAUCGUGACGCCAACUUUCAAAGAGCAUUUAGAAUGGCUGGAUCGCGUGUUGCAAAAGAUCCUCGCUGCCGGAUUAACGAUAAAUCCCGAGAAGUGCGAAUUUUGCCGCGCACAAGUUAAAUAUCUCGGUUCAUUGUGA